UCGAAUUAUAGAAAAUCAGUAAACAAGACAUUAAUUUUAAUCUUGAGUGUCGAGCGCGAAGAUUAUAAUUGAAAUAAUAUCAAAUUUGAAUCGGUUUUGACAGUUGUAUUCGGGAUUUGUACCAUUCGUUGUUGUCGUUCUGUGUUUCCGUGAAUAUUUAUAUUAAUUAUUGCGGCGGCUGAUGACAGAUGAUCCUGAGAACGUGAAGUGACUGCCUAAUAUUUCGAAUGGAUUAGGGAUCCCAUUGAAAAUGACUGCGUCUUAAAAGGAAAAAAAGUAAAGGUGCCAAAAUAUAGUUGUGAGAACAAUUCAGUUAAAAAUGUACACAUUUGACGGACAUGUGACAGAAUUUAGUACAGAUCAGGAUUACAAUAGCCGGAGUCAUUGUUCGGAGAACUCUCGUCAGUUUUCUGUCACCAGUCUUUUGAGAUUGGGCCACAAAAGACGGACCUCCGGUUCCGACCAGGAUCUUGAUUCGACUGAAGAAACAUCAUGUGAAGAAAAGCUAAAGAAACCAAGAAGGAAUAGAACAACUUUUACAACAGCACAAUUAGCAGCUUUAGAAAAAGUUUUUGAAAAAACACAUUAUCCAGAUGCUUUCGUUCGAGAAGAUUUAGCAACAAGAGUUAGUCUUAGUGAAGCCAGAGUACAAGUAUGGUUCCAAAACCGGCGAGCAAAAUUUCGAAGAAACGAGAGAAGUCACAACUUCCAACAAACCUCUACGACCAAGCUACCUACCAAGGCGUCUCCGGUCUCUUUAAAACCAGACUUAUCCGAAAAAGCAUUAUUCCCAUACCAAAAUCAAGCGACUUCAAGUCAUUCUACAACACAUCCACAUCCAGAUCUUCAGUAUGUAAUGCCAUGGAAGUGCUCUUAUUCACAAUACAACCAACAUGAUCUCUACACGAAUAAUUUUAAUAAUCUUCCGAGCCAAACAUGUAGUUUUUUAUCAAAUUCUCAUUUUAAUUAUGGAAGUUUAUCGUCUAACCCUAUGUGCAAUACUUUAAAUAUGUCGUCUCUGAGGUACAGACCUCAAGACUUUAGUUUAUAAAUUUAAAAUACAGUAUAAAUGGUGCCACUAUACUAUGCGGUCUACCGUCACCGUCCUGCUAUAGCUUGCAAUCUACCGAACAACACCAUAAUCUUUUCUCAGAAGGUUUUGCAUACAAUAAUGAAAGGCAACAAACCGUUUGUAGGCAAAAUUUUUAUAGCCCGAUCAGGGAACGCAAAAUUUUACGAAAACCUCCAAAAAAAUAAAGAAAGGAUGAAAAUUUGGCAAUAGGUAGUUGAAAUUGUCUAUUAUUAUAUAAGAAAAAGUUUACAAUUCUACAUCCCCUCCAUUUUACAAAAAUUAGGAAAUACGGGGUGAAAAUUUUUUCUUGGGGUGAAAAAAUAUAAGUUCAAAAUAAGUCCGGAAUUGGAUAAAAUGACUAAUUCUAAGUAACUUUUGUUCUAUAGAUUUUAUUUACUAAGUCAAUACUUUUCGAGUUAUUUGCGAGUGAAUGUGUUCAUUUUUAACCAAAAAAAAAAUGUUUUUUGACGGUUUUUCGGAG
This is a messenger RNA of Diabrotica virgifera virgifera (western corn rootworm), 1553 nucleotides long. RefSeq names its product paired mesoderm homeobox protein 1-like. Gene Ontology annotation, biological process: regulation of transcription by RNA polymerase II. The transcript is spliced from 4 exons. Lineage: Eukaryota; Metazoa; Arthropoda; Insecta; Coleoptera; Chrysomelidae. Gene Ontology annotation, molecular function: RNA polymerase II transcription regulatory region sequence-specific DNA binding; DNA-binding transcription factor activity, RNA polymerase II-specific. The record is from RefSeq and is a predicted model, not a curated record. Bases 320 to 1051 code for a protein of 243 amino acids.